UGGGCAUCAAUUGGAAAUUCAGUGUGAGAGAAAUAAUUGAGAAUCAUGUCUUCUGCUGAGAAGAAAGCAUUGCCUCCUACUGCCGUGCAGAGUGAUGUAGCCAGGGUAUAUCUUGCCAACAGGCAGAAGAAGCAAGAUUCUACCUCGUAUCGAUGUCAGAAGUGUCUCCAGUUUGGUCAUUACACCUACGAGUGUACAGGAAAGCGAAAGUAUGCGUACAGACCGUCUAGAUCCAAACAGCUAACCAAGAAAGAGAAACUGGACCUAGAGCUUAAGAACAAACGGCCUGCCAAGAAAAUAAAUUCAAAAGAAAAGAAAAGGAGUCACAAGCGGAGGGUAAGCACCAGCACAGAGGAGAGCAGCAGUGAUUCAUCUUCUGAGGAGAGCAGUGGUUCUGGGUCCAGCUCUAGUGGGGAAGAGACUGGGUCCUCAAGCUCUGAUUCAUCAGAUAGCUAAAACUAAACUUUAAAUGCUCUUCUAACAUUUAUACUUGCCACCCAUUCUAUAUUAUGAUAUUACACUUUUCUUGUUCAUG
This is a messenger RNA of Halichondria panicea, 535 nucleotides long. Its product is annotated as zinc finger CCHC domain-containing protein 10-like. The transcript is spliced from 3 exons. NCBI's taxonomy places the organism in Eukaryota, Metazoa, Porifera, Demospongiae, Suberitida, Halichondriidae. Bases 46 to 456 code for a protein of 136 amino acids. Gene Ontology annotation, molecular function: nucleic acid binding; zinc ion binding. The record is from RefSeq and is a predicted model, not a curated record.